Messenger RNA from Strongylocentrotus purpuratus (purple sea urchin), 675 nucleotides. RefSeq lists its product as uncharacterized. The transcript has 2 exons. The coding region runs from base 133 to 675 and encodes 180 amino acids. The record is from RefSeq and is a predicted model, not a curated record. Lineage: Eukaryota; Metazoa; Echinodermata; Echinoidea; Camarodonta; Strongylocentrotidae.
UUCUAUCCAUUCCUCCUUUCUAAGCAAUCUUACACUUUAUUGAUAUGUUGCAGGUUUCUUGGCUGUGGUACAAAAACAGGCGGUAGACUAGGACGUCACGUCGGUGAGCUUCUUAUCUCACAGAAAUCACUCAUGGUGAUUGUCUAUCAUGAUAAUGGUCAACUCGUCGUGAAUAAUUGCCACUUAUCUUCUGAGAUUACUGUCAGGAUUUGGUCCUGUCUUAGAUCCUUCACCUCACUGAACCAUCUCACCAUCUCAGACUCCUCUCUCAGUUUCCCUCCUUCUAUCCCUGAGCUUCCAUCCGUCACACAUCUAUCAUCCGAGAGAGUGACGUCACAAAGCUAUGAAGGUUUGCUCUCAUCGCUCCCUGGCUUGAGAGAUAUCGAUAUCAUUAUCGAUGAUGCAGAGAGAGACAUACCUCAGAUCACAGCUGGUCUUCGUCGGACCGGAGGACAGCAGCUCACAUCUAUAAGACUUGAAGCACCAUCAUCACUCCCAUCAGAGAAGAAGAGUGUGUCGACAGAGACGAUGAGAGGGCUAGGUCAUCUGAUCAUAGAACAUACCGAGCGCAUGCAGUGGCUUUUGCUAUCCGGUGUGAAUUGCAGUAAGGAGGCAGACUUGGUUGAACUCGUCGAGUCUUUGAGAUAUGUAAAAACACUGAAUCAUCUUAUGUGA